GCUGCUACCAAGCUAGCUUGCUAGAACCACGAUAGCAACCACACGACAAUCACGUCCGUACGCAGCCAAGUACAGACGAAUAUAGCUACGCUUGGACAAUUAUAUUGAUAUCAUUAUGAUAUAUACUGAUAAAUACCUUGCGCUUUGAAGUUAAUUAACAUUUAUCAUCGUAUUUCAAUCGUAAUAAUCGGGUUAGUUAAAGGAGCGCUAACAUUGCUAACAACUGGCUACUGCUAGCUAGCUAACGUCGUUAGCGAACAUGAAUGUAACCGGAUGUAGCAAGCUAGCAGAACAGUUGAUUGCACACAACAAAAUGACAUUCUGUGGCACUUUAUAAACACGUGUAAGUAUUUCGCUCAUACCAUAGCCUUAGCCUGUAAUUGAGUGUAGCUAAAAUGCUUUCCUCUUUGCACAAUCAAAAACUAAACCUCUUCGAAACAGACCUGAAAUGGCUACACCUCGCAGCUGGACUCCCCCUUCUUUUUUCAGUCUCACAAUAAGAAGAACGCAAAGACCAGAGAUGCUGGCGCCGCUGAAAAGCACAUCGGCUUUGAUUGGUGGAUGAAGACGCCAGAUAACCUAUCAAGCACAAACAUUGGUCAAUUCAUCAGUCAAUCACAGCAACACAAGCAGGUCCCAAUAUUGUUGAUCUUCCGUAACUCCAAGCAAGGUAGUUUGACCGAAUUGUAGCACCCCGUCUCACUCAACUCCCAGAAACACACUAUCACAUCACAUGUGACGGUCUUCAGCCGAGCCCUAGUGAUGCGACCCCCGGCCCAAGGAGCGGUCCAGGCGGCCCAGACCUGGCUCAAGUCCUCCUGGCAGGUUCAGGUACCCUUCACCUGGCUAGAAGCCUGUGUGGAGUGGCUGCAGGAGGAAGGAGGCGGGCAACGAGUGUCCCAGCACCAGCUUAACCAACAGGUGUUGGAUCAGUGGCUGCUGACUGACCUGCGGGACUUGGCCCACCCAGUGCUGCCCGAGGGACUGUCCCGGGCCCAGAACACGGAGCUCAGGGGCAGCUUCUGUGUCCAGGCAGACUCCCUGCUGGAUGUCAGCCAGCCCGCAUACACCCAACUCCAGCGCGCAAAGGGCACCGACUGCACAAACGAGGGCGUGUCGGCCGUUACCCAGAUCACCCAGCGUCCCUGGGAGGCCAAACCCACUCGCAUGCUCUACCUGCAGAUCACUGACGGUGUGCAGAGCCUGGAGGCCAUGGAGUAUCAGCCCAUCCCUGCACUCGGCGCCCUCCUCAGGCCUGGGGUGAAACUGCAGCUGCACGGCCAGAUGGUGUGCAGGCUUGGGGUGCUGCUCCUGGGCCCGGGGAAUGUGACGGUGCUGGGGGGGGAGGUGGAGGAGCUGGCGGAGAGGAACAGCCUGGCCAGGGUUCUGUGCAGGGCCCUGGGGCAGCCAGAGGAGGAGCCUCCUCAAAGGGGCGCCGGCGAGCAGGAGAACCACCCACUUGCAGGAAACCAACAGGAGCCAGAGGUUGAUGAGAUGGAUGACCAGGAACUUCUGGCUAGCUUGGAUGCCCAGGAAGAGAGGGGGGAACAGCAGGCCGGCUGGAGGAACCAGGAGGAGAGGGGGGCAGAGUGGAGACAGCAGCCCAGCCUGGAGAGCGGGUAUGGGACACACAGUGAUGCCUCCUCCAGGAGCGCGUCGGUCGUGAGCCAGUCCUCGAACCAGGCCUCGAUCCCCUACGGAAGGCCAUCCUUCCAGAGUCAUCGCUCCGAGAGCCAGGCUGACUCGGCCGUAGGAAGUCACCCCUCUCGCGCCCCCGACUGGGUGGACGAUCACCCGGACGAGGACUUUGAUGAUAUUCCUCUGGAAGAGCUUGACUUCCAGGACAGCCCCGCCAGACCCACUCCGCCAGCCGGCACAAACCCCAGAACAAGCUCUAUCGCUGGGCAUGCCCGGGGGUCCGGAUCUGGUUCUCCUGGUGUGAGAAACGACGAACAUUUAGAAUCCUUCAACGAGUCCACUGACUUCCUGGACGAGAGGGAUGACUUCAUGGAUGAGGACUUGGACUCCCUGUUCCCUCCAGAACCAGAACACCCCAGAGAAGACCUUACACUAGAAGGCACCAGAACCCCCCAGACAUCAAGCCUUACACCCCAGGCAUCUGGUCCUGGACCCCAGACCUCCAGACCACCAGAGCUGGGGGGGGACUGGAUCAAUCCACAACCAACAGCCCUAGACUCCAUAACGGCGAAUCCUGAACAUGUGGAACAAACAGACCCAGAAGGUGAAGGUCAUGUGACUCUAGACUCCCCUCCGUUCACCUACCUGUGCCUCCUGGAGGGCGAGGGGUCCGGGGACGCUGCGUCCUCCGUGCCUGCUAGGGAGGUACGGGUGAAGGCUUUCAUCGUGACCCUCCUGGGGAACCUCCAGGCCAAGAGCGGGGAGUGGCGGGUCGGAGCCUCCAUCUCGGACGGGUCGGCCUACCUGGACGUGGAGCUGUCGGACCGGGUUGUGACGGGCUUGCUGGGGUUCUCCGUGGCCCAGAAGGCGGCACUGAAGCGCGACCCGGUCCGCAGGGUGGAGUUAGCGGCGGGGAUGAAGGCCUGUCAGGAGGGGCUGGUGGACAUGUGCUGCAUCAUGACCCUGGCGUUCAGCGCCGGAGGGGGCAGGCCUGUGGUGACGCGGACUGAUGAUGUCACAGACGGGGACUGUCGCGUCCUGGAGCGGAGGGUGAGGGGAGUGUAGGAAGGGAGGAGGGGGAGUGCUGAGAUACCAGGGGAGGAGCUCGGGGCUAAAGAUGCGUGAGGAUAGAAGGAAAGAGAAAAAGGAAAGGAGGGAGCAGAGUGAACAAGAAAUAAUUUUACCCUUGUUGUCGUGUCAUGUGCUAGUUAAAAAGUGAGAGAUGGUACAAGCAUUGUUUUUAAUAAAGUUUGAUUAAAAUGUUUAGUUUUACUGCUAUUAUCUUUCGUAUAUGAUACUAGGAUAUAUUAUCUUUCAAUGAAUUAAGUACAUAUUUGAAUAUAUUUUUUUUAAAUAAAGGUUUGUUAAAAUGUUA
Messenger RNA from Osmerus eperlanus (European smelt), 3013 nucleotides. It is a transcript of the gene rmi1, whose product is annotated as RMI1, RecQ mediated genome instability 1, homolog (S. cerevisiae). Gene Ontology annotation, biological process: double-strand break repair via homologous recombination; resolution of meiotic recombination intermediates. The coding region runs from base 763 to 2703 and encodes 646 amino acids. Lineage: Eukaryota; Metazoa; Chordata; Actinopteri; Osmeriformes; Osmeridae. Gene Ontology annotation, molecular function: nucleotide binding. Gene Ontology annotation, cellular component: nuclear body; RecQ family helicase-topoisomerase III complex. The record is from RefSeq and is a predicted model, not a curated record. The transcript has 4 exons.